UUGCAUAGUACCCAAAAUCACAGAUAGUUUUGCCACUAGUUGAAUCUGGUUGAACCUUUACAUGCAAAUCCGCCCAGUCCUCCCGUAAUUUUGAUAUUCCUUGGUAUAGUUAGUCACAUUGGGUGUUACUGUUUGAUCGAAUUCAAAUUUGAUGGGAGUCAAUUCUUCUAGUCCAUCUAGUGAAAUGAGUGGUGCAGUAACCAACACAAUUCGACAGAGAAUUUCUCAAAACACUGUGGUAAUAUAUUCAAAAACGUAUUGCCCCUAUUGCACCAUGGCUAAAGAGGUUUUUGACAAGUUGCGUCAGCCUUAUGAUCUUAUUGAGUUAGAUCAAGUACAAGACAGUGAACAAAUUCAGGAUGCUCUUGGAAAAAUGACAGGAACCCGAACUGUUCCCAGGGUGUUCAUUAAAGGCCAAUGUAUUGGAGGUGGAACUGAUACCCAAAGCCUAUACAAACGAGGAAAGCUUCAAGAAAUGUUGAAGUAAUGCUGGUUCAUCAUGUUGGUAUUGUGGUGUCAAUACAUGCCAUAUUGUCUUA
This is a messenger RNA of Daphnia magna, 539 nucleotides long. RefSeq names its product glutaredoxin-2, mitochondrial. Bases 152 to 487 code for a protein of 111 amino acids. NCBI's taxonomy places the organism in Eukaryota, Metazoa, Arthropoda, Branchiopoda, Diplostraca, Daphniidae. The transcript has 5 exons. The record is from RefSeq and is a predicted model, not a curated record.